AUAAAAGACUUACCUGGGGUCCUCACCUCAAAUCCAAAAGAAAGUCACUAAAUUCUAGAUCUCACUUAUUACGUCCAGUAUUAAAGUCCAAACUUCCUCUCCACAACAAAAUACUUUUAUUUAAAACAAUGUUAAGACUUAUCUGGUCGUAUGAAGCCCAAAUAUGGGGUUGUGCUAAGCCUUCGCAAUUAAAAACAAUCGAAGCUUUUCAAUCGAUUUCUCUUCGUAUAAUCACGUCCGCUCCUUGGUAUGUUUCCAAUCUUACCCUUCACAAAGACCUAAACAUAGAAUCAGUUGUUAAUCUUGUUAAAACAUACUACAAAAAGUUCAACUCAAAAUUACUUCUCCAUUCCAACCCACUAAUCGCGAAUCAACACACGGUCACAAUCCCCAAAAAUCCCCCUCGUCAUCUAAAAAGACGUUGGUGUCUUGGCAGAAAUGCCGGAAAAAAUAGGGGAAAUCAUAGGGUCCUAUCACUGGAUAGCUUCCCUUCUCAUUAUCCUUUCCCGUCAUAA
Cinara cedri is the source of this 515-nucleotide messenger RNA. NCBI's taxonomy places the organism in Eukaryota, Metazoa, Arthropoda, Insecta, Hemiptera, Aphididae. The record is from the annotation of a GenBank genome assembly.